Molecule: messenger RNA, 1569 nt
Organism: Capsicum annuum
Lineage: Eukaryota; Viridiplantae; Streptophyta; Magnoliopsida; Solanales; Solanaceae
Product: 12-oxophytodienoate reductase 1
Exons: 2
Coding region: 257-1387 (376 amino acids)
Molecular function (GO): FMN binding; oxidoreductase activity
Source: RefSeq, a predicted model, not a curated record
UUAUAUGUAUUUCUAGCAUAUUAUGUCCACAUUACUAUACCACUUAAUCAUGACCACAAAAUACUUAUCAUCUUUCCAAUAAAAUGGAGACACAAAGUCGCUUCAUUUUAGAAAAAACCUACCUCUUUUUAAACACAAUGUGUCAGCAUUAUCUGGCUGCACUCACGUAUCUCAGUUUCACCUUUUGUUAUAAAUAAUAUCCACAGUCGUUACCAGCUGAUACUCAAGAAAAUUGUAUUGUGACAAAAACAAGAAAAUGCCCAAAAAGGAAAAUAAAACUGCUGAAGAGAAACAUAUCCCUCUAAUGGCCCCUUAUAAAAUGGGAAAUUUUCAAUUAUCUCAUAGAGUUGUCUUGGCACCAUUAACAAGACAAAGAUCUUAUGGCAAUGUUCCUCAACCACAUGCUAUUCUAUAUUAUUCGCAAAGAACAACACAAGGCGGUCUUCUAAUAGGAGAGGCCACAGUAAUUUCUGAAACCGGCAGAGGGUACAAAGAUACACCUGGUAUAUGGACAAAGGAGCAAGUAGAAGCCUGGAAACCAAUUGUAAAUGAAGUUCAUGCCAAAGGCGGAAUCUUCUUUUCCCAAAUUUGGCAUGUUGGAAGAGUUUCCAAUAAAGAGUUUCAGACCAGUGGACAGGAUCCCAUUUCCUGCACAGACAAGCCAUUAGCACCUCAAAUUCGUUCCAAUGGCCUCGAUGUGAUACACUUUACACCACCACGACGGCUAACAACAAAUGAAAUUCCUCAAAUUGUUAAUGAUUUUCGGAUUGCUGCUAGAAAUUCAAUUGAAGCGGGAUUUGAUGGAGUUGAGAUCCAUGGAGCUCAUGGGUACCUAAUUGAUCAGUUUAUGAAAGAUCAAGUCAAUGAUCGAACUGACCAAUAUGGAGGAUCAUUAGGGAAUCGUUGUAGAUUUGCACUUGAAAUAGUUGAAGCGAUUGUAAAUGAGAUAGGAGGUGAUAGAGUUGGAAUAAGGCUUUCCCCAUUUGCAAGUUACAUGGAAUCGGGAGACACAAAUCCAAGUGCUUUGGGACUUUACAUGGCUGAAUCUUUGAACAAGUAUGGCAUUGCUUACUGCCACGUCGUUGAGCCUAGGAUGAAACAAGCUUGGGAAAAAUCUGAAUGCUCUGAGAGCCUUGUACCCAUGAGGAAGGCAUUUAAAGGUACUUUUAUAGUAGCUGGUGGUUACGAUAGAGAAGAUGGAAACAAUGUCGUGGUUGAAGAUCGAGCUGAUCUGGUCGCAUAUGGGCGUCUAUUCUUAGCAAAUCCAGAUUUACCAAAUCGAUUUGAGCUAAAUGCUCCUCUCAACAAGUAUAACAGGGAGACAUUCUACACAUCAGAUCCUAUUGUUGGCUAUACUGAUUAUCCAAGUCUAGAAACAACGUCAUGAUGGCCGGGGCGUCAUGAUGGCCGGGGUGGGCAAUGUUGUUAGAUACUACUUCAUAUGUCUCACAAAAGGAGUGAUCUAUUAAUAAAGGUCACCAACAUUUUCUGCACCAUAUUCUGUCUGUUUUCAUCAUAUUUAGUGAUAACACUGGUGUUCCUCAUACUAGGAGCCCCUUUAAUGCAUAA